CUCUUUCUAUCUCACUCGUCUCCCUUGUUGUCCGUCGCCCUUCAAAGGCGCUCCUUUUCCUUUGGUAUCCCUCUUUUCCACGCCGAGGUCUGACAGGGGAGAGAGCAGGUGCGAGCGACUGAAUCCCUCGCCGCCGGAUGAAUGGGAUCGGAUAGCAUCGAGUGUGUGUCUUCGAUCGACGGGAUGGAUGAGGAGGACACCGCCCGUACCCAAUCCUCGAAGCCCCACGGCGGCGCCGCCCCUCCCGCAGGCAUCGCCCCCUCCACGAGCGUACACGAGCUGCUCGAAUGCCCCGUCUGCGCCAACUCCAUGUACCCCCCGAUUCACCAGUGCCAAAAUGGCCAUACACUCUGUUCAACAUGUAAAACAAGGGUGCAGAAUCGGUGCCCUACUUGUCGACAAGAGCUUGGAGACAUCAGGUGUUUAGCACUGGAAAAGGUGGCGGAAUCGCUUGAGCUUCCAUGCAAAUAUUACUCACAUGGCUGCCCUGAAGUCUUUCCAUACUACAGCAAAUUGAAACAUGAAUCUCAGUGCAACUAUAGACCAUAUAAUUGCCCAUAUGCUGGAUCUGAAUGCUCAGUUGUGGGAGACAUUCCUUUCCUGGUCACACAUUUAAGAGAUGACCACAAAGUAGACAUGCACACUGGCUGCACAUUCAAUCAUCGAUAUGUCAAAUCCAAUCCCCGUGAGGUUGAAAAUGCCACAUGGAUGCUGACGGUCUUUAACUGUUUUGGGCAGUCCUUCUGCUUGCACUUUGAGGCCUUCCAGCUAGGAAUGGCCCCUGUGUACAUGGCAUUUUUGCGCUUCAUGGGUGAUGAGAAUGACGCAAGGAACUUCAGUUAUAGUCUUGAAGUCGGGGCCAAUGGACGGAAACUAACAUGGGAAGGUACACCUCGGAGCAUCCGUGACAGUCACCGUAAAGUUCGCGACAGUCAUGAUGGGCUCAUCAUACAGAGGAACAUGGCACUCUUCUUUUCGGGCGGCGAGCGGAAAGAGCUCAAACUGAGGGUCACUGGCCGGAUUUGGAAGGAGCAACAGAACAGCGAUGCUGCAGUUUGCAUGCCAAAUCUCUGCAGCUGAAAGCCAUUCCUAACCAUGCUGAGUUAUGGCCAUCAAUCUGGUUACAAUGCAGCAAGCACAAAGAUGCUUCACCAACGUUACACUCUGAGACUUCUUAUAUGUUCUAAUUAUUAUAUGCGGCUCAAACAUUGUCUAAUGUGUGAAACUCAACCAUAAUGAUACUUAAGUUGCAAUUUGAACUUAA
Molecule: messenger RNA, 1264 nt
Organism: Musa acuminata AAA Group (dessert banana)
Lineage: Eukaryota; Viridiplantae; Streptophyta; Magnoliopsida; Zingiberales; Musaceae
Product: E3 ubiquitin-protein ligase SINAT5-like
Exons: 3
Coding region: 142-1080 (312 amino acids)
Biological process (GO): multicellular organism development; ubiquitin-dependent protein catabolic process
Cellular component (GO): cytoplasm
Molecular function (GO): protein binding; ubiquitin protein ligase activity; zinc ion binding
Source: RefSeq, a predicted model, not a curated record